AUGCGGUGUUAUGCACAUAUUCUGAACUUGGUUGUUAGUGAUGGUUUAAAAGAAAUGAGUUAUGCCAUUUCUAGCAUAAGGAAUGCAGUUAGGUAUGUGAGAUCUUCACCAGCUAGGUUGAAGAGGUUCAAAGAAGCAUGUAAAGAUGUAAAUGUUGAAUCGAAAGCUUUAUUAUGUUUAGAUGUGGUGACAAGGUGGAACUCCACCUACAUGAUGCUAGAGGCUGCAUUGAAGUUUAAGAAAGCUUUUAGGAAUUUGGAAGGGAUGCAAAUUACACAAAAGAUUCUUGAAGUUCAAGUUGAGCUGAAUGAUAUGAAGAGUAGUAUAGAUGAGUUGAUGAGUAAAAUGGCAGGGAGCAUGCAGUUGAAGUUUGACAAGUAUUGGGGCAAUGUUGAGAAGAUUAAUUUGUUGCAAUAUAUUGCCUCUAUUUUGGAUCCAAGAUUCAAAUUGGAUGUUGUUCAUAACGGUUUCAGGUAUCUCUAUGAUCCCAUUCUAGCUGAAAAAAUGAUAAAGAAAGUUGAGAAUAUGAUGACUACCUUGUAUGCAUUUUAUAAGGGCACUGUUAUGACACCUAGUUCCUCUAAUGAUCAACAAGCAAGUCAAAGUGUCACUUCCAAUGCAAGUGGAAGUUCUAGUAGCUUGUCAUUUCUUAUUAAGCGAAGGAAUGGAAACAAGUAUCCUAUUGUCUCUCAUAUUGCAAGAGAUGUUCUGGCUGUUCAAAUGUCUACUGUUGCCUCUGAAUCAACUUUUUCAACUGGAGGACGGAUUCUCGAUCCAUUUAGAAGCUCUUUGUCUCCAAAGAUGGUCGAGGCUUUAAUUUGCUCAAAGAAUUGGUUGACUUGUGAAUAUGAUGCUCCUAUUGUGUUGAGACAAUACAUGGACGAAAUCGAAGGUUUGGUGACAUCCGAGCAAGUUGAGUCAGCUAUAUAUAAUAGAACGGGGCAUUCAAAGACCCUUGGUGGUCAAUAUGAGACGAUGCCUCGUAUUCCAGCUAAUGAGAAGGAGUUCUGGAUGGUAGUUAAUGAUGCUACCAUGGUGGCCUACAAACUAAUCCCAAAAGAUCAAACACUGGCCAUCAAACCUCGAGGUCCUCCUCCCGAGCUCCCUCCUCCUCAAGAAGUCAUCCCUGCCAUUGAAGACACUAAAGAGGAAGAAGAGAUCACGCAGCUAGUGUGCAAAAGAAAGGUCCCUAAAGAUGAACAACAUCCUAACCAAGACUGA
Messenger RNA from Humulus lupulus (European hop), 1221 nucleotides. RefSeq names its product zinc finger BED domain-containing protein RICESLEEPER 2-like. Bases 1 to 1221 code for a protein of 406 amino acids. The transcript has 4 exons. NCBI's taxonomy places the organism in Eukaryota, Viridiplantae, Streptophyta, Magnoliopsida, Rosales, Cannabaceae. The record is from RefSeq and is a predicted model, not a curated record. Gene Ontology annotation, molecular function: DNA binding; protein dimerization activity.